This is a messenger RNA of Lampris incognitus (smalleye Pacific opah), 1024 nucleotides long. RefSeq names its product galanin receptor 2a. Gene Ontology annotation, biological process: G protein-coupled receptor signaling pathway. Gene Ontology annotation, molecular function: G protein-coupled receptor activity. The coding region runs from base 101 to 1024 and encodes 307 amino acids. The transcript has 2 exons. Gene Ontology annotation, cellular component: membrane. Lineage: Eukaryota; Metazoa; Chordata; Actinopteri; Lampriformes; Lampridae. The record is from RefSeq and is a predicted model, not a curated record.
GGAGGUUGAGGCAGAAUAUUGCAGAUUGAGCAAGUGAGGAGAGGGAGAUUACAGACAUGCAAUGAUCCCGACAGACGGCACACUUCGCUGAAGACAGACGAUGGCUUUUCCCAACACAUACGGGCUGAUCUUCGCCUGUACGUGCGGGGUCAUCCUCGGAAUCGGGUUCUGUGCCAACCUGCUGGUCUUCUCCCUAUUUGCCAAGUACAACACCUUUCGCAAGAACCGCCUGGACAUCCUGCUGCUCAGCAUGACGCUCGCCGACUUCCUCACCCUCCUCCUCAUCCCCUUCACCCUGCACUCUGCCGUCAGCCACUCCUGGCCCCUGGGGGAUGCUUCCUGCAAAGUCUAUCAGUUCCUCUUGGCUUUCAGCAUAGCGGCCAGCACCUACUCCCUGUGUGCCGUGUCCAUGGCCCGCGCCAUGAUCAUCACCAACCCGUACCAGCCACCCAACAUGGACAUCGUGGUUAUCAUGUUUAUCCUAGUCUGGGCACUCAGCUUCUUCAUCAGCCUGCCUCUGCGCAUCUUCGCCACCAAGAAGAGCCUGGGCCAGAGUCUGGUGAAUCUUACCUUCUGCUUGCCGACCAUCCACGAGCACCACUACCAAGUGGUUCUGAGUCAGUUUGUUCUCUAUUACUUCAUCCCCAUGCUGGUGAUCGCCUUCAACUACGCCCGCCUCGCUGUCUUUCUCCACAAAAGCCCAGUUAUGUCUUUGGCCAGUGCCAGGAACACCCGCCGAGCCUCUGUCAUGGUGUUCUUAGCGGCAGGGACCUUCUCUGUGUGCUGGCUGCCUGGCUAUGUGCUAGAACUGUGUGUGUACCUUGGCCUGUACCGCCAUGGCCAGGCCUGGGAGACGUUCUACUUCAUCUGCACCGUGCUCCAGUACCUUCACCCCUGUGUCAACCCGGUUCUCUAUGUUCUGCUGUCCAAGCGCUACCGCCACAGGAGGGCAGCCUGGCUCUUCAACUGUAACAGGAACCGGGUGCACCCGCAGGUCAACAGCGUCACAAUAGACAGCUUUUAA